AUGUCUGCAGAAAAAGGCCAAGAAGGAGACCUCCAAGCUGUCAGUGUCACCAUUGCCAGUGACUGGAGGAGGAGGAGAAGAAGAUGGCUUAUGGCAAUAGGGGCCGUCCUCUUCCUCCUCCUCCUGCUCUCCCUAUUCUUCCUCGUGCUCGUGCUGACCGUAUUCAAGCCCAAGACCCCGAGGAUCGACGUCCUCUCGUCAUCCCUCGAUGGGGUGUCCCCCCGGCUCACAUUUCCAGUCAUAAGGAUUGAGCUCAACGUCUCCCUCAACCUCCGCAUCCUUAUCUCAAACCAGAACCAUGCCUCAUUUAGGCAUGGGACUGGAGAGACAGAGCUGUCUUACCGGGGAAUGAGGGUCGGGGAGGCCGAGCUCUCCCCUGGGGAGAUCCCGGCGAUGGGGUCAUCGGUGCAACAGGGCAGGUUGACCCUCCAGAUGGACAGGAUGGCGUCGGACAUGGGGGCCCUCGCGAGGGACGUGGUGGCAGGGGAGAUGGCGAUGGAGAGCCGGGCGGAGGUUCCGGGCAGGGUCACUUUCCUCGGGGUGUUCAAGAAGCAUAUAGUGGCUGUUUCGGUGUGUAAGUUUACAGUCGGGGUUUUCGACAUGAAGAUUCGAAGCCAAGCUUGCAAGCAGAAGGCAAAGUUGUGA
This is a messenger RNA of Punica granatum (pomegranate), 645 nucleotides long. The record is from RefSeq and is a predicted model, not a curated record. NCBI's taxonomy places the organism in Eukaryota, Viridiplantae, Streptophyta, Magnoliopsida, Myrtales, Lythraceae.